AUGGAGAACGAAGAACAAAACUUCCCAGAUAGAAAGCAGGAUCUUGAUCACAGAGCACUUGAUAAAUACAUGCAAGAGCAUGAAAUCAGAAAAAUAUUUACAGAAAUGCUAGCUUAUUUGGUCGAAAAAAGAUCAGAAGAUACCCUUCAAGGAUGCCUUGAUUUCCUUCAAGGAUACAAGAAAUAA
Messenger RNA from Trichomonas vaginalis G3, 186 nucleotides. RefSeq lists its product as uncharacterized. Lineage: Eukaryota; Parabasalia; Trichomonadida; Trichomonadidae. Bases 1 to 186 code for a protein of 61 amino acids. The transcript has a single exon. The record is from RefSeq and is a predicted model, not a curated record.